Molecule: messenger RNA, 531 nt
Organism: Coffea eugenioides
Lineage: Eukaryota; Viridiplantae; Streptophyta; Magnoliopsida; Gentianales; Rubiaceae
Exons: 1
Coding region: 1-531 (176 amino acids)
Source: RefSeq, a predicted model, not a curated record
AUGAAAUCCUAUGAUGCAACCACGGAUCCGGAGGAUCAUCUGUUCGUAUUCUUGACGCAAAUGCGCCUACAAACGACUGCUGAUGCAAUCAGAUGUAAAACAUUUCCCAUGUUCCUGGAAGGAAAGACGCGUCAAUGGUUUCAAGGGCUACCCCCUCGGUCAUUCUGCUCUUUUGAUCAGCUCGCGUGCCUGUUCGCAGCUCAGUUCGUUUCGUUGAGAGUCUUUUCCAAGAGUACAGCUCACCUGAUGACAAUCCAUCAAAACCCUGAUGAGUCGUUGCGCAAAUACAUGGUGCGAUUCAACAACGAGUCCCUUCAGGUCCGGGAUCAGGACGAUAAGGUUGUCAUGGCCGCCUUCAUCAACAGACUGCCCAAGCAGAAACUACAUACCGUGUUCGUAGAGAAACCUCCCAAGUCAAAUCGGGAGAUACUGGACCGAGCUCACGAGAAGGCUAAUGCAGAAGAGGCCAAUCGCUUGAAGAGUGCGCAGGAAAGACUGAGGGACGAAAGACGAAGAAAGAGCACGGAUUAG